AAAAAGACUCAGCAAUGCAAAUUUACUUUAGAACAGUUCCAAUUUACUUCUGGAUAUUCACAAUUUGGUGCAUGUCUAAAGUCUAUCAGUACAUGUUUAACGAGGAUCAAACAAUUUGGGAAUUAAUAUGGAAAAAAAGUUUAAAGCUAUUCGGAGACGAUGAGUACAGCUUAUUUGUAAAUGGCAUAUUGGCUACAUCAACGAUCGUUUUAGUUUCAUUAAUGACAAUUUAUUCCAUAUUUGAUUUUACAUUGAAGCCAGAUUUUAUUCGUAAAUAUAAAAUCAAUCCAAAAUCAAAUGAACCACCGGACGUAAAAAAGUUUAUGAAGGUUCUUCUUUGUGCCAGUUUUACAGGAGUGUUUCUGACAAAGCCUGGAUUUAUGGCUGUUUACUACGCAUUUAAAUGGCGAGGAUUUCCAAACAUUCACAUUUUGCCAAAUAUUACCACAGUCAUGAUCACAUGCUUUAUAAAUGAUCACAUCUAUGAUAUUGCAAAUUAUACUGUCCAUCGCACAUUGCAUCACAAGCUUCUAUAUAAGCACAUCCAUAAAAUGCACCACGAGUUUAUCUCAAGCAUUGCAAUUGCUUUGAUUCACGCCCAUCCAAUUGAGCAUUUGUUUUCAAAUAUAUUCCCGAUUGCAAUUGUUCCAUUUGUGUUAAGAUGUCAUAUAAGUACAGCAUGGAUCUGGGUGAUGGUUCUUCUAGCUUCAUCAAUUAUUGAACAUUCUGGAUAUCACUUGCCAUUCAUCAAUUCAACUGAAUUUCAUGAUUUUCAUCAUGUUAAAUUUGAUUCCAACUACAGCACAUUAGGACUCAUGGAUCGGAUCUUUGGAACAGACAAGGCUUACAGAAAUUCAAUUAAUGCUAAACGUGACAAGUUAUUGUUAUCAUUCAAGUCCACUAGAGAAUUGUAUCCAGAUGAAGACAGUAAAGUUAUGAAAAAUCAAUAAAUUUAUUUUAUAUGAAUUGA
Molecule: messenger RNA, 970 nt
Organism: Chironomus riparius
Lineage: Eukaryota; Metazoa; Arthropoda; Insecta; Diptera; Chironomidae
Source: the annotation of a GenBank genome assembly